Molecule: messenger RNA, 1716 nt
Organism: Lolium perenne
Lineage: Eukaryota; Viridiplantae; Streptophyta; Magnoliopsida; Poales; Poaceae
Product: pectate lyase
Molecular function (GO): pectate lyase activity
Source: RefSeq, a predicted model, not a curated record
CAUUCCACUCGAGCGAUCGAUUGGGUUGUUCCCUCUCUAUCUCAAGUUAGCCAGACAAUCAAUCACACCCGAAGAUAGAGAGAGAUACUACUCAUAUAGGUAGCCAUCCAUGGAGCGUAGCCUCCAAUGGAGCAGGCCGGCGUCGCUGCUCCUCUUCGCCGCGGCAUUCCUGGCUGCGGCUGCCGUGGCGAGCGCGGGGUACAACCCCGACCCCUUGAGCGUCGUCAAUCACUUCAACCGCGCCGUCCAGAGGUCGAGUAGCCCGCGUCGAACGCUGUCAGAGAAGAAGAAGAAGGGCAAGUACUCGGGGCCGUGCUUGGCGACGAACCCGAUCGACCGGUGCUGGCGCUGCCGCAAGGACUGGGCGACGGACCGGCAGCGGCUGGCCCGCUGCGCCAAGGGCUUCGGCCGCGAGACCACUGGCGGGCUCGGGGGCAAGGUCUACAUCGUCACCGACCCAAGCGACGACUACAAGAACCCGGUGCCCGGCACACUCCGGUGGGGUGUCGUCCAGAUUGAGCCGCUGUGGAUCAUCUUCGCGAGGGACAUGAUCAUCACCACCACCCAGGAGAUCGUGAUCCAGAGCAACAAGACCAUCGACGGGCGCGGGGCUCAGGUGCACAUCGCCGAUGGCGGCAGCCUCACCAUCCAGAACCAGCGCAACAUCAUCAUCCACAACCUCCACAUCCACGACAUUAAGAAGACGGAGGGCGGCGAUGUGGCGGUGUCACCGAACCACUUCACCCCGCGCACCAAGGCUGACGGCGACGGCGUCUCCCUCUUCAACGCCACCGACGUGUGGAUCGACCACCUCUCCAUGUCCCUGUGCGAGGACGGGAUGGUCGACGUCGUGGCGGCAUCCACCGCCGUCACCAUCUCCAACUGCCACCUCACAAACCACAACGACGUCAUGCUCUUCGGCGCCAACGACAACACGCCCGAGGACAAGGUCAUCCAGGUCAGCGUCGCCUUCAACCACUUCGGGAGAGGCCUCGUCCAGAGGAUGCCCCGAUGCCGCUACGGCUUCUUCCACGUCGUCAACAACGACUACACGCACUGGCUCAUGUACGCCAUUGGAGGCAGUAGCAACCCUACCAUCAUCAGCCAGGGAAACCGAUACAUCGCGCCGCCAAACAUGGCUGCAAAACAGAUCACCAAGCGCGACUACGCCGAGGAAUCCGUGUGGAAGAACUGGGUUUGGCACACAGAGGCCGACCUCAUGAUGAACAACGCCUUCUUCACUCCAUCCGGCGGCAAUAUCCAGCAGCAGCUAAACAAGAAGGACCUCAUCAAGCCCAAGCCAGGGGAAUAUGUCACGAGGCUCACCCGCUUCGCCGGCACGCUAGCCUGCAAGCCAGGCAUUGCCUGCUGAUCGUCGCAGGCGCCCAUAUUAACUACACCUGCGAGGCCGCACGCCAUAUGUCGUCGCCGGCCAGGCCCCGCCGGAUCGCCCGAGGUAAGAGAAGAAUUACCACGCGAGAAGAGCCCAUCUUGAUGGUAGACAGCAAUGGAUAUAUAUGCAUAGAAGAUUAACUUGCUACUCUCCGUUCGUGUAAUCAUUGUACGUAUGUUACUCCUCGAUUUUUUUUUCUAAAGAGAAGAUAGGAAUUGUGUACCCUACUACAUACAUAUACAUGCAUGGCCUAUACAGCAUGAACGUAUUGUAAUCACUCUUGUUUAUGAAUUGUAUACAAAAUCAAUUAUCUUCUUUCAUCA